AUGACAACUGUGCUGCUGCUCACGAUUGUGUUCUCUGUCGCUUUGGCCGCUGGAGUCCAAAAAAGGGACUUCCUGGAAGCUCACAAUUAUUUCCGAGCGAAAGAAAAUGCAAAAGACAUGCAAGAAUUGACUUGGAGUAGAUCACUACAGAAGAAAGCCGCAGAUUGGGCUGAUAAAUGUUUGUGGGAACAUAGCCCCAAAUCGGACCGAAAGUUCAAGUCGGCAUCUACCGCAGGAGAAAAUCUAUUUAUGUCUACAGCGAAAGAUUUGAACGUAACCAAGGCUGUCAACAUGUGGUACAAUGAAAAGAAAUACUACAGUUACAAACAUAAUUCAUGUGAAUCUGGGAAAAAGUGCGGUCACUAUAAACAGGUAGUGUGGUCUAAAUCUUACAAACUUGGGUGUGCUGCCAAGAGAUGUCAGCCACUCUACGAAGGAAAGACCGUGGUGAUGAAUCCGAAGGCCUGGUAUAUCGUAUGUCAGUACGGACCUGGAGUUUUAAAAGGCGUGAAACCAUACACAAAAGGGAUCCGGUGUUCCCGAUGUCCUAACGACACCACAUGUGACUCUAGAAAGCUGUGUGUGAUCUCCGACAAGCGGCGAGAACUUCAGCUCCUGCUGGAGGCUUUUAACAAAGACUUUGAAGAAAACAUCACUGAGGAAUGA
Molecule: messenger RNA, 666 nt
Organism: Ylistrum balloti
Lineage: Eukaryota; Metazoa; Mollusca; Bivalvia; Pectinida; Pectinidae
Exons: 7
Coding region: 1-666 (221 amino acids)
Source: RefSeq, a predicted model, not a curated record